Molecule: messenger RNA, 36380 nt
Organism: Pocillopora meandrina
Lineage: Eukaryota; Metazoa; Cnidaria; Anthozoa; Scleractinia; Pocilloporidae
Source: the annotation of a GenBank genome assembly
AUGAACCUAUCAUUUUCAUCUGCAGACCCAGUUGUAUACAGCAUUGAGCCCACUUAUGGUAGUCUUGCAGGGGGUACCAUGGUCUUUGUACAUGGGAGAGGUGCGUAGCUUUAUAUACAUCGAAAAUGUCUAGUAAUUUCAGCAAGAACAAUGUGAAUUCAACUUCGAGCCGUCGGUUAAUCAACAAUUUAUGUUUGCUCUUUUUUGCAGGUUUUGCAAAUGAUCAGUUUAAUUUUCAUGAUCCAUUACUGGGAAACAAAAUACUGUUCAAAUCAGAUAAACAUCAGGUGGAAUGUCAUAUAACACCAACAGAUGUGUCCGAAAAAAGAAUUGGCUGCGAGACUGAGUAGGUUACUUCAAAUUGUAUCGUAGAGUCGCUUUGUAAACGGAGUAAGAGUAGGGUAGUUGAGAAUUUCAGAUUUGUGAUAUUCACUUUCACAUAUGCCACAUAGCGAGCUUAUUUUCUAGCGAUCGAAUUAUUUUAUUUUUCCGAUCAGUGAUUCAAGCCAUCAGCAGUGGAUUGGUACGGUCUAGGAAAGCCUAGGGCGAGUGACAAUAAUUUACUAAGGAGGUGAUAGAGAGGCAUGUUCUCUCCAGGCUUUCCUCUAUCUCACAAAUCAAUAUGGCGGCUUCAAUCCUUGUUCGAAAAUAAUAUGCAUUUCACAGACUGACGUCAGUGAGAGAGAGUCAGUUACUGUUGUUGAGUCAGUCAGAGGUAGUCAGUCAGUGAGUCAUUCACUCAGUGCACGUGAGUCAUUCGGUAAGUGACUCAUUCAGUCAGUGAGUCAUUCAGUCAGUGUAUGUAUCAGAGUUCGUCGAUUGAUCAGAAGCAAGGCAGCCAGUUAGUUAGUCAGCCAAUUAGCUCAUUUGGUCACAAUUUUUCCUUUUAUCCAGACCAUCACCAACAGCCACUGAUGGUGAAUACGAACUGGUGAUGUUUGUAAAUGGAGAAUUGGUAACAAGGUAUUGCGGGCGUCGUCAGAAAUGUACAUUCCAGGUAAAAUUUCCUGGUCUCAAUUGAGAGCAUAUUUUAAGAGCUGUGAUGGCAAUUAUAAGUUUGAAAAUAUAUGUAGAUGAAAGACCUUUCAUUUAUUUUUUCAAAUCUGGGAAACAUUUCCACUUCUCACGCUGAAAUUUGCCCUUACUGCAUGCGUGAGGUAACCGAAUCCUUGUAUCCAAACUGCACAAGAAAUCAAAUAACAUAUUUUAUCAACGGCAUGUCGAAAAUUGCCAGGUUUUCUAGAAUUCAAAACCUCUGUUGACAAUUUUUUUUUAAGUUGGAGUACUGCUUGAUGUAGUGAUAAGCCACUAGAGUAAAAUCUAUGAUGGUAACCAAGUUAUAAAUUAUUAAUCGCAUCUACCAUUUUAACUGUAGUUUUACAUAUGGAGAACUCCGACCAUCGAUGAUUUCAGUCCUCGGGCUGCAACACCAGGUAUAUACAACAUAUAAAUGUCUAAGUACUUGAUCUUUAGAUAUAAAUUGAUGAUGAUGAUGCUGUCAUAUGAUGUAUACUAAUGAAAUGUGGCAAAUACGACAAACGAUAUCAGCAAUACUGGAAACGUCUCAUUCGAAAAUUCCACUUUACUUGAGGCCGAAUUCACACCAUUGCAAUAUCAAGCGUGACCUGGAGUUCAACCACAUAUAGUCACAUAAUAUUAGAGCAAUUAUUUAAGCGGUUAACACAAUAAUCUACCACUACUUCUUUGUUGCAAGGAACACCCGUUCAAAUCUUUGGAAAAAUUCAUACCACCCAAUUCAGCCGACUUUCUCCUGGAUUUUCACCUGAUAACAAGGAAAUUACAAGGUUAGAUUUUUAACUUUAAUUCACACAGAUUCUUCUUUCAGCCUUUUUUUCUUUGAAAUUGAUAAGUGGUGGCCCUCGCUGGCUUAAGGGACUCUGGUAUUCACAAACUUAUGAUAAAUCAACGUCAUAAAGGUGGUUUUUAUGAUACUUUUUUGCAGAGUCUACGUUGGUCUUGAAUGCAAUCCUUUCAACGACGAGACAAACGAAUUGUAAGUAGUUGUUAUAAUCUGCCAUUGGGGAGAUCCGAUCACAGGGAAUGGAAACGCGCAGGUUUAUGAUAUAUCCUUUUCCAUGGAGUGUUAGAGAAAACCAAUUCGUAUGUUUUUACACAUUUCAGGUUUGGAGCGGAAAUAGACGACUGUGGUUGGACUCCGAAUUGUCGUGGCUCAUUUCAGUGUUUACCGAAAACACGUACUCCUGGUAGGUGAACUUCCUCCGGAUCAAUAUCAGUAUCUGGGCAACUGCCCACCUACCCCUCCCCUAACCCAACAUUAACCCUAACUUGUUAUCAAUAAACUGUUGUUUGGUUAGAGGAGGGGUAGGUAGGCAGUUGCCCAGAUAUUGAUAUUGAUCCCUUCCUCCUACCUCAGGGAGCAGUCAUUCUUUAUCGUCUGGGAGGGAUCUCAUGCUUUUCAGGGGGAACGGAGAGGGGAUUAGUUGCCACUGACAAAGAAUUAAUGGGGGGGCGGGUAUAAUAAAUUGAUUGCAAGUGACGCAGGGGGGGAAUCAUUAGAAAACUACAGAGCCUUAGAGGGAUCAGGUCAAUUUUAUUGCGACACAACCAAAAUCCUUCGAUCGCCCCAGGUGGUAUAUGAUGACGGAUCCUUCAUGUCAUAUGUCAGCCGUUUGAUCCUAUAACACUAAAAAAGGAUGAUAAAAAGUUAAAAAUUAUAUUGAGUUAUUUACUCACCAAAAUUGGUUUCAAAGUGACACGAUAAAAGUGAAACUAAACAAGACUCGCAAUGCAAUAAUCUAAUUUCUUACAGAAACUUUCAGAACUGUUAAAGAAUCUCAAUAAGCUAAUUAAAAACAAGUUUAAUUUUAUUUGUAUCUAUAUGUAGCAGUGAAUAUGUCAAAAGUCUCCUAAAUGCAGACUGGUCAAAUAUCAAAGUACAACCUUUAAGUAUAAAAACUUUGCUACACUCAACCCCUUGUUUUCUCUCCAGGCUCCCACACGGCUUCUUAUUUGGUUUCACUACUUGGAAGGUCAAAAGUGAAUAAGGACUUGUGGCGCGUAGAUGGAAAUCAAGAGUUAUAUCUCUAUCAAACACAUUCAGGUAUCCUUGUAAAGUAAUAAAUAGUUCUAGCCCGUAGUCCAUUUGAAAAAAAUAUGGGUAUGUUUUUUAGUAAGACAAUCAAUCCACUGUUAAAUACGUGUUAUGGAUAAAGGCAACGAGGUUGCGAGACCCUCGAGGGGUGUCCACUUCUGUUAUCAAACGCAUGCCGAUUAAUCAAUUGUUAAUUGUGUCAUUUUGAUCUUCUUCCUUCAGAUAUUCAAAGCAUCUCGCCGUCUUCUGGUAGUCUUCUAGGCGGGACCGUUAUAACAAUUGGAGGAGUAGGUUUUAGCGACAUCGCCAAAAACGUCAAAGUUUUUGUUGCAGGUAUUUUGUCAUUGUAAAAUUAAAACACAGGCUGAUGAAAAACUAGAAUACAAGAAUCUAGCAUAAAAUUGAAAGGACCGAAAAUGAUUUAAUUUUUCAAGUGAUCUUAGAAAAUAUCUUGGACACCGAAUUGAUGAAAAGUUGAUGUUCCCAGCCUCUCUCUAAGGAAAAGUUUAGGAUAAAAACCUUUAAACCAUAAAUUAUGUUUAUCACUUGCAAUUUUGAUAAAAAAUUCAGACGUUUUCUCAACUUGGACCUAAUUCUCAAUUUUUUUAUUUGUUGAGAAGGAGUUGAAUGUGAAGUUUUAUCGUCGAGUUUGACGCAGAUCAAGUGCCGAACAGGAGCAAGAAAGGAAGUAAGAAGCAACUACCCAGGUAUGUAGCUACAAAAUGAAGGGCAGUACUGCAUAAUAAACAGAAUUCAGGAAAAAUUAUUAACUUGAACAACUCACAAAUUACAAGGGCAUUCUUAAAUUGAAAGUUACUUCAUUCAGUUCGUUGGAUUUUCUGAAGCUCUUUUUCAACAAUUUAAAACUUGCUUUGCUUUUAUUUCGCAGUGAAAGCUGCACGCAGGUUUCUUUUCAGGUUUAAUGAGUAGAUCUUGAAGACAGUCGGUGGAGAAGCUUAAGUUGUUAUUGACAAUAUUUUCCCUACCUGUCAGGGUCUCGUGGUCUGCUUCGUGAAAUCUGGACCGCAACCGUGAAGUCCAACUUACCAGACAUUGCUACCCUUGAAUCGUCUGCCGCUGACUAUCACUUUGAGUACUUGACUGAAAGUAGCUUACCGGAAAUUGUGUCCUGGGAAAGAACUUCCGGUUAUAGCGCCAGGGUGACUGGUUAUUUCGUGCCGUUUCAAGAUGACGUGUAUAGGUUCGGUAUCCUAUCAGAUGACGCCAGCGAGUUAUAUCUUAGUUUGACAGGGGACCCCACUGACAAGGUAUUGCACUCAUCACCAUUGUGCUGUUCUUUCUUGGAUACUUAGUUUGUUUUCAAACAAUUUAUUGGCUGGCCAGAAAAAAAAAUUCAAAAAAACGACGUGCUAAUAUGUAUUUCACGGUCACUUUGCCCAAUCAUUUAGUUUGCGUUAUUCGGUGAACAGCAGAACAUUUAUAAAGAUGAUAAUCCUUUAAAAAUCCUGUACCAAAAUCCCUUAACCCCUCCUGUGGUAGAUCGGACGUUUUUUGCAUUUCAGCGUCAGGAGCAACAGCAGCUUGUUGCCAUCACUUUACCGCGUUCGCACACCUUACCUUGGUCAUUAUGGAACAGCCCUGAGCGUUGCUGUUGGGUUCCCACAUGAAAAUAAUGAGACUCUGCAUAUCUUAUCCAUUAUUUCUUUAGACGAAGAUUGCGAGUUGUUCAUCAGCAACAAGUAACUGGAACAGUAACAGCGUACAGGAGUCUGAACCGAUCUCAUUGGAGGCAGGCAAGCAGUACUAUAUUGAGGCAUACCACAAUGACUAUAGUGGUGGCCAUCACAUGAAAAUCCGAGUAGGCAUGGAGAAGACUCAACACACCAACGCUGAAGUUAGUGCUGCAAGAGAUGCAAAACAAAAAAUUAGGAUCAGUUCGUCUGUGCUCUGGGAUAAACAGGUUUGACCAGUCUUUCAGUUCGAGCAUGUGGGAUUGGGAUGGUAUUUUGCGUAUAGUAAAUGUUUUUAGGCGAAAAAAAGAAAAUAAGAGACAAAUGUUUUUUUUUUUUUUUAUUCUUUCGGGGAAAGAUCUAAUAGAAGUUGCUUUGGUUUUUUAAGAUUUUAGCGACUAAAACUCUUCAUUCUCAAGCUACGAGAGCGAAUUCCAUGGAAGGGGUGAACAAUUCUUGUCAGCACUUUUCUUUCUUGGUUGGUGCCAAGAAUUAUUUGUUGGUUUUAUUUAGGCAGAAUGCCUUAAUAAGAAUUUUUCGAUAUUUAUAACUUCUUUCACUACCGCUCUUUCCGCAUGAAAUUGUUUCACAAAUAUCCCUGAACUUUUUAAAAUCUUCUUUUAGAUUUUGGACUUCACUACCUGGAACGAAGAUGAGAGAGUUUGCGAAGUGCAACGCCUUUCUCUUCAGCCAUUGCAGUGCGUGGAAACUAACAUCACAUCUUGUAACAAUACUAGUGAUAACUUCACGUUGUCCUACCUUAAUGAGAGGAUAACUUUGUCCUUAAAAGACACCAGUAGCUCGAUACUGGCGCAAAGAUUGAAUGAACUGAAUGUCUUUAAGGACCGGGGUAAAAUUAACGUCACUGCUGCUAAUGUGACGGAAGGAAAUGCCACAGUGUUCGUCAUUUGGUUCUGCUUCAAAGAUCCGCGAGGAAUCGAACUGUUGAACGGAACUGCACAAAGUGACCAAACCCUGGACUUAAGUAUAACUCGCGACGUGAAGGGACAGUCCGCCAAAGAUUUUCAGCUUUUUAUUGGUGGUGUACCAUCCAUUGUUUUGAAGCCAAGUUCCAGUAUUGAUAAGAUCGAGAAAGCUCUUAAACGCUGGUUCUCUGUUGAAUGCGAAGAAUCUUCCUUGGGUAAGUUAACAAAAAGCUUCUUUACGUUCUUCAUAGCUAUUAAAAAUCUAGGGAGCUACAUUUCAAGAGUUAGGGGAAAAUUCUAGAGUCAAAUUCGUAAAGAUUGAGAGUUACACUAACGAUUGCACGCAGUUACUUGUACAAGUCCAAAAAGAACCAACAGUGGUAAAAAAAAUGUUGAAAAAUUUUACAAACCCAGAACUUUAACUCAUCUGUUUCAUAUUAACUGAACUUCCUGUUUCUUGCUCUCUCGAAUUUUUAGCCGGGCGUAUCUUUUAUAAAGACUACGAGGGAGACAAUAUUUUCGGAGGUGAGACUGGUGAAAGAGUUUCCGAUAUGCAAGCGUUUUGCGGAAGAAAGGCCUUAAAGAAUCCAUCAAUUCUAUGGAAAGCUGAUUACUCGGCAUAUUUGAAUGACUUCCUUCAAAGUGCAUAUCCAGUCUCUAGGUACAAAUGGGUAAGUUCAAUAUUGACGUAAAAUCCUUUUCAAUACACGAUUGCCGAAGUACUUUUGUACAUUUGUUUAAAUCCUUACUUGAGUAAACAGCUAGUAAACUAAUAGUUUACACUGGAACCAGCAACGUAAACCGACUACCACAAGUACCUCAAGGCACUUCGUGACCAUAAAAGGAAAAAAAAGUAAAAACAUAAGAGUUAUAGUAGCUUACACAACGUAAUGAAUAUUACAGCAUGAAAGUCUUGCUUGUAGCUUUGAGUUGAAGGGCCUGGCACUAGGCUGCUCUGCGUAUCAUAUUACAAGGCUACAAUUAAGUUAUGUCUGAAUGGCCUACAUUCUGCAUGAACAAAACCAAUUAAUGAGAGAUUUAGUUAUUUAGUUACCGCGCAUAUCAUACAAAGUCAUGUCAGGAUAGAAAACAGUUUUAAAUGAGCCAAUAAAGGUUACUUAAUUAUAAGUCCCCCUAAUGAGUUGACAAGUCUUCUUGAUUCUCAUCUUUCCUCCAUUUAGUUUUGCUUCGCCUACAAAGGGCCUAUAAAAGAGCAAGUGAGCUUUCGAGUGAAAUACCGAGAUAGUGAUAAUGAAGAGAGAUACUCGACACGCUUGUACAGCUUUAUUAGAAGCUCCGCGCAUCUCUCUAUCUGGGGAUUUUCAUGUAUAGAUGUCUGGUCAAAGAUCAACGAGGACUUUGGAGAUCAGGCAAUGAGUGUCGAAAUGUACAGAAUUGAAAUCAGCCGCCUUGAUGGAUUUGACGAAGAUGUGUUCGUGGAUAAUGUGUGGAUUGGUAAAAAUCAACUAUUAGGUAAAGUUUUAAACUAAAGUUUAUGAAUUUAGUGGAAGGAGCUAAGGAGGGAUAUAGGAAGAUGAAAUUUCACUUUGAAGUUCGCAUUUUGCCUGAUGUGUGUGAUGACAUGGGGGAUGAAUUUUAAAAGCUCUAUGUGUGGAAAAAAAUCAUUGAAACGCGGGCUAACUGUUCACUUUCUAUCUUACUAUGCGCGCGCCAACCAGGAAAAAAACGCACCUGUUGUUGCAAGUAUAUAAAAUGCCAUGGGAAAAAUCCAACUUGCCAUUCACUUUCCAACUUUCAGAUUUGGAUUGUUUUCAGUGUUUAAAUAUUAAAAUUAACAUUAAAAUGUAAAUUACUGAAAUAGUGGACGUUGUUUGUUGUUUCAUGUAUCCAUUUUUUUCAGUGAGACCGGUGAGCAGUGGCGCCAUGCCCAAUGGUUUUAUCAUCAAGGACUACAAAAUAGAGAAGACUACAGAGACGAACUGGACUAUCUCCCUCCUCCCUGCAAAUUGCGGCUCCCCUAUGCCGCUCUUUUCCGUUGUAGAGCACACCGGGAAUGAGAACGGUAGCCCUGAUGAUGUCACCUAUACUACGCCGGGCCUCAACUCCAGUGUCCGAGUAAGAAGGGUCCAAGAAGCCUCACCUCCAAUAGAAGGAAUGUUUGACAUCGAGUAUAGAGGAAAUGUCAUUAAGGGUGAGUGGUUUUCCGAAAAAAAAAACUCUCAUAUCAUGGCAAAAAUAGCUCGAGGAAACUCUUUAUGAGACAGCGGACAAAAAUUAAGUCAAAUUUGGCACAAUUUUUUUACGAGCGGGCAUCAUAUAUUAUGAGAUAGUAAACGCUUGGAGUGGGAGGUGUCAUUGUCCCAUUUGUCCCAAGCGCGAGUGGAAAUGAAUAACAGAGACUUUUUUUUAUCAUCUCUGUAAGUCUCAAGACGGUUGCUAAAAGAACAUAAUGUGCCCUGUUUAACACCCAACACCGUUAUUUAUCAAAUUCUAUUCUAGAGCAUUAGUGACUGUUAUCCGAUCAAGAGUGUCAUAUUUUUACCUGGUAAUUUAAUGUCAACAACUGGGUUGAAAACGUAAAUUAGCCACCGUAAAGGGUAAAAAAGCUGACGUUUCGAGCGUUAGCCCUUCGUCAGAGCGAUGACGAAGGGCUAACGCUCGAAACGUCAGCUUUUUUACCCUUUACGGUGGCUAAUUUACGUUUUUAACCCAGUUGUUAACACUAAAUUACCUGCUAUACUCUCCCACCGACGCAGCACCACAAUUUCUUUAGAAACUUACCCCUUUAUGUAUUUUUACCUGCACUGUUUAUGAUUUUGUAGACAUUCCAGUCAACAUAACUGCAAUGCGACUCCAAGAUCUUUUGGAGCAGGAGUUUGAGGAAGGUAUAAUUGAAGUUGAACGAUCUGGGCACUGUGCAGAAUUUGAAUGGACUUUUACAUGGAAGAGUCACGGAGGUAAUCAUCCUGAAGUCAAGGUCAACGACAGCAAACUCACUGGUGUGCAAGUCACCACAACAGUGACUACCAUUCAAGAUGGCGGCUUAUUUAUGGAUCCAAUCCCUGGUGAAUUCUUGCGAGUGCCGUCGAACCAAACUCAGGUAGAGAUCAGCAAGUCGUUGAAUAACAAAAUAACAUGGAAAAAAAACACGAUAGUUAUGCCGUCGUGGCAAAUCUGGCAUCUUUAUAUUUCCCUUUCCUUAACCCCCCCGCCUCUGUUUCAUUUAUCCAAUGAUUCCUCAAAUCCUUCUUUUCUUCGUCUAUCUCUGCCCACCAUAUGUAGUUUCUUCUUCGGCUCCCCGUCUAUUUGUCGUUAUCUAUUCUUCCCUCUGGUUCGUUUUCCAUCGUUUCUAAUUGCUUGCUGGUUCUCUAGCUCGGAAUUUUCCUCCUCUCUCCACAGUGAUAAUAAUGAUGGAAAUGGACAAUUUUCUAAAAGAACGCUCAUGUAUAUUUCAUCACAGAUUCCGUGCUAUGUUUCCUUGUUAAAUCCCUCCAUCUAUCCCUGCUUAGUUCUGUCUCCUCUUUUCUUGUUAGAUUCGUCCAACUUCAGCGGUUCCUCUCUUUUCGCCCAUGCGUUCAUUUAUUAUUUUUAUUUACUCAGGUUGUGGUCGUGGUGAACGAAAUCACAGGAUCGUGUUCGAGCAACAACUGCACUUUUGAGUAUUCCGCAGACCAAACGCCGACGCUGACGUCCAUAUCACCGGACUCUGGUCCCGGCGGUCCCGAUGGCACCGGGACAGAAAUCACUUUGGGUGGCACAGGAUUCUCCUCUGACAAUGACGACAAUAUUGUAACGAUAGGUGGCUCCACCUGUGUCAUCAUCAGCAGCAGUGCUGGCAGCAUAACAUGUCGAGCAGGUAGAUAUCCUUGUGGUUAUUUAUUACUCAGCCCCUUAUCUUUGUAUUUAUCUACUUGUUAAACAUGAAAUAUAUAGAUUUCAUUGUAAUGCUUAUUGGCCUUUUUAUAAGUAUAGUAUGAUGAAGUGCACCUGCUUCCUGUUUUAAACAUUCUCUUGUUUAAAUUCUUAGCAUUUUUUUCAACUUUAAUAAGCCUCUCCUACAUUGUCUUUCGGAUAUACGCUUGCUCAAUCAGAAAAUGUCAAGCCUACUUUCUCAAGUGGUCAGUUCCCUUCAUUGCGUUACUUACUUGUGACACAUCACUUUUCACGUACCUUUGUGCUUCAAACAGGUGCAGUUAGCUUUUUCAGUUAGAAGCGUGACGUCAGGUGCCAAUCUUAGAUUCAAAUUUUCAUUCUGAAAUCCUGUCUAUCUUUUUAACCCCACAGACUAUGGGCCCGGAGGAAAACACUUAGUUGAGGUCCUAGUCAAAGGCAAAGGUCUUGCAGACAACACUCAGCUACUUAACUUUACCUACGUCAUUAGUGCUACGGCAGUUAAUCCGUCCAGUGGCAGUAAAGCCGGUGGACAGGUGAUCACCAUUUCUGGCAGUGGCUUCGGAUAUAAGAAAGAAAAUGCGUCAGUAUCGCUUGACGGUUCCCCCUGUGAUAUUCUUACCAUCACAAUGUCCCAGAUCACAUGUAGAACCUCUGCACAUUCAGCGGGAAUAGUUUCUGUAGACAUUUCAGUCGAUGACAGUUCUGUCACUGCUUCAGGUACAUUUGAAUACGACUCGUCUCUCACCAUUGACGUCACCAGCGUAAGCCCACUUCAAGGCAGUGUCAGCGGAGGAGAGAUAAUUACCAUUUCUGGUUCCGGUUUUUUGAACGAGACCAGCGUGCAAGUAGGAGAUCAAAAUUGCGCGAUUCAGUCCCGUAUUGGGGUAGAAAUCACUUGCCUUGUUCCACCUCAUGCUCCAGGAAAGUUUGCCAUUCGGCUUUUCACACCAGGAAAAGGUUUUGCGUCGAUCCCUACCGCAUACAGCACUUACGAAUACCUACUCGAGGUCCAUUCUAUUUUCCCUCUGAUUGGCUCGGUUGCAGGCGGAACACACGUUACUAUAACCGGAAGAGGCUUUGGGUUUAACGUGUCACGUGCUGUCGUUACCGUACAAGGCAGACCAUGUCGAGUCGUGUCAUGCAAUGAUACGCAUGUUGUAUGUGAAACAACAAAUAUUUUUCAAACUGCGGAAGUCGACAACAGUGGACGUCAUCCGGGUUAGUUUACUAUCUUUAUUUUAGCAGCAAAACCCUGACCAGUUUUUAGAACCCCUAUCAACCAUUUCACGAAGCCUGUGGUGUAUAAAAUGAAACAACUACAUACGCAGCUGUCCCUUUUUUGUAUAGCCUGCAGAUAAGGCGUAAUUUUGGCGAGCGAGUGCUUUUGUUAGCGAAAAUUAUGGCCGUUACCUUUGAUUUAAUGGUAGCGGAAGGCUGGGGAGAGAAAGAAAUUUGUACCUGGGUGAUAAGCGACGGUCAAAAAUGCCCCUGCCCACAUCCCCAAAUCAAACAUAACCGGUUGAAUAAACGAUCGCGAGCUUUUCAACGCUAAUUCAUCCAAUAAGACGCCUGCAAUGCAGGCUAUUUUUUGUAGCAAGAGGUUCCAAGUUUUUUAAAGCGAGAUGACUUUGAAUGGAGAUUAUUUACUUGCAGAUUCCUUUUCGGAAUGAUAACCAACGAAUAAUCCUUGCAAGCAUGUUGUAUUGACACAAGCCUAUUUUUUUCGUGUCUUCUUUCUUCAGAGUUUGGACUUGGAUAUGAAUGGUCACCGAAACACGUGACUUGUUACCAAGGCGACACAGUGAAGGUAACUUGAGAUGAGAUACUGAUGAAUCAAUGGCAUGCACGGCUGUUUGUAGACAGGUUGUCGGUGAAAAGAGUAAAAGUGCAUAUGAUAUCCCCGAAAAGAAGUUUUCAGUUCAAAGUUCCUUAACCUCAGAAUUUCAGGGAAAUUUUCAAAAAUGUUCUUGUAAGGUGGAGGCAUCGCGGGCUUGAUGAAUUUACUCAUUUAUUUGACUUAUCAGAAUUCAUUGAUUACCGAAUAUCCAGAUUACCUUUCGCGAUUAUCCAGUGCACUUUCGCCCUUUUUCCCAAAAAUUUCCUACGAACAUGUGUAUCUCUGUACAGCUGUUUUACCUUGAGAACUUUUUAGCAUUCACCCAUUACCAGUAAUUCAUUUGUAGAAACAGAAAGCCUUCCCUUUCUGCGUGACCUUGCUAACCAACCGAAUCCUCAUACUAAGCUAAAAAAUGCGAUUUAACAUUGUCAUAAUAUGUUGUGAUGUUCACUUUCCCUCAUUUAUUUAUUCAUCUACUUUUUCAUAUAUUCACUUGCUUGUACCUAUUUUUUGGUCAAUAGUGGAGUUGGGCCGGUCAGGAACUUUCCAAGGCUGUAUUCAACGUCUUUCAAACGAGAGAUUCUUCCUCAGUUCAGUACGAUGGGUCAGGUUUUCAUAGCAAUGCUCUCUCCAAGACUGGAAGUUUCAGUCAUAGGUAAUUGAAAUGUUCCGAUGAUUUAGAAAAGAAAAGGAAAAAAUGGCUGAAAACAUUCCGUUUUGAUCUGCCAUAUCUAACGAUAGAGUAAACUUCUUGUGUCGCAGCAGUUGAACAAAUCUCUCGUUUUGAUCAUCGCAAAAAAAAAAUUAAGCCAAUCUCCAAGGGUCGUCUAUUCUUGCAUUAAGAGAUCAGGAGAAGAUGGAAAAGUAAAGAAAAAAAUGGAAUUGAGCCGCUGUGAAAAUUGUGAUCUAAUGACUCGACGAUCAGGAAUAGCCUAGUUCCUUUUUUGUAUCAUGUUAAUCUACUGAUUCUGAUAACCGUACAUUCCUUGCUCAUGUUGAGAGCGUCGAGUAUUUGUUGAACUGGCAAAUAAUAACAAAAAAUAAACAUCGUAAAUUCAUUGGUAUUAGCAAUAAUUUUGUACAUUCCCUUCAUAGGUUCUUGGGCACAGGAGUGUACUUCUAUGCCGGAAGCGGAUCUGUCACUAUGAAAGGCAUUGUCAAGGUUCUGUCAUUCAGAACUCAGAGCGGACCAAUAAAAUUCGUACUUGAUGGUAAGAAGAAUUCUGCCUCACAUAUGAAGCAGAAAUCAAAUCAGUGUUUAAGUUGACCGCGACCCUCUCAGCACACAGUGUGGUAUGUUUGGGUGCUUUGAAGGAAGGCAAAUAAUUCGCCUCUUUUUCUAGGUUGGGUUAUUCAAAGCUGGGUUUAGAUAACCCAGGGGUAUUGUGAAAUCUUAUUAAGAAAAAAAUUCAUUGUAAUUCUUUUUGUCCAGAAUUUGAUUGGAAGCUCUGACAAGAAUAGUGACGAUUAUUUAGAAAAGAUUUUGAAAGAAGGAGUAAAGAAACCUGGGUUAAAAUUCAACCUUGGGUUGGCGCUAAUCUGCUUCGGGACAACUGGGCCCUAUUCUCUUUCCACUUUACUGUACAGAAACAAUCACUCGAGUGAAAUAAAUUUUUUUAAAUUUUAUCUAGGUUUUGAAGCAAUGUAUAAUUUAACCUCAUCUUCAGUCCCCUCUACGACAUGCGAGUCUGGGAGGACAGAUAGUUUUCCAGAGUGCAAUUCCUCUCAGGCAGCUCAGAACCCUGGAGACGAUGGCUAUUACUUUACUUACUCAGAAUGCAGCACGCCCAAGGUGUCCUCGGUGACGCCCUCCAAUGGCACGAGCAACACGAUAAUAACAAUAAAUGGACGUGGUUUUAGCAACGACUCGUGCCACAACAAAGUAAAGUUUGGCUCUCAUGUCUGUGAUGUGAUUUCAUCUAGCGAGACAGAGAUCACUUGCAAACUAAACACAGCGAGUUUUCCCGUUGCUGGUGUACCACUCGAUGUAUCUGUUAGGGUACUAAACCGCGGCUACGCUUUUGUCAGGGCAGAUGUAGGUGAAGCAACUCACUUUGUGUUGAAGCCGACCGUUACGGCCCUCUCACCAAAGACCGGGUCUCAAGCGGGAGGCACACAGCUCACGAUAACAGGCGAUGGAUUUAGUAACACUAACAACAACAAUAUUGUUCUUAUAGGCUCAACAGAAUGUUAUGUUAUAACUGCAUCAUUUGAUAAAAUAGUCUGUACGACCCGAGCAAGUACUGAAGAAGCACAACUAGUCUCAGUGACAAACAAUGGUGAGACAAGUGUGUGCGUUGCCGCUGACCUUACGGACUGCAAGUACACGUUUGAAGCUGAUAGAACACCAGUAGUAACUAUGGCGACUCCUGCUAAAAUAAUCAGCCCAGGGACAGAAUUUCGCUUCCAGAUGUCACAGCCUCCGUCUAGAGCUCUAGACGUGACGGUUACAAUAGGAUAUGAAGAUUGUGGUGUAACAGAAGUCGCGUCACAACUAGUUAAGUGUGUUCUUCCCGGAAUCGUCUUUGGAAAUCACACAGUGACUCUUCAUGAACCCGGAAAAGGAUUCGCCCAGUUCAAUGGUGCUCAAGACUUAAUUGUAAGUGAGGCGAUCGUGUCAAGUGUUACCCCGACACAAAGUAGCCAAAAUGGAGGCCUAACCAUCACGAUAACAGGAAAUGGGUUUAAUCCGACACCAGGCAGAACUAGCGUCGCCAUUGGAGGAGAAAUAUGCGAGAUAGUCACGGUAACGUAUGGGGAAAUCCAGUGCGUGACACCACCUCAUUCUUCCAGUAACGCAGUAACCCUUCAAGUCACCGUCGAGUCUGAAGGUACCUCACUGGAUUUUCCGCCAAAAGACAUUGCAUAUACUGGGGACGCUACCCCUGUACUGAUUUCCCUUUCAACAUCCACUGGGAAAGGUGGCGAUAUCUUGACCAUCUACGGGAGUGGCCUGGAUGCCUCGCCCCCUGGCAGCGCGGUCCAAGUCCACAUUGGAGAUGUACCAUGCGCAGUGAUUAACUCGGAAGAAGGAAGUGUAGAGUGUACGCUGGCAGCUCACGCUGCUGGCUCAUACGAUGUCGACGUGCUGGUUCCGGGAAAAGGACGAGCGUCAUCUGGGCUUUCCUUCACGUACAGUCUACAUUUAGCGAGUGUCACCCCUAAUGAAAGCGGCUACGGAGGUGGACGAGUUCUUGUUUUCCAAGGUUAUGGCUUUGAUCCAUCUGCACAAGUAAGAAUCUGUGGGAACGUGUGUAUUCUUUCUCCGACCCACGUCACGACAACCACGGAAUUGGCCUGCGAAGCACCAAGUCAUGUUUUGGACGUUACUGAUACAAUAUGCAACAUAAAAAUGGCUUUGAACGAUUUAAGUUCGAACAUUGGCAGGGGAUUUACUUACAAAGUGGCAUUGACCUCCCAAAUAGCUUCUGUCACUCCAUCCCGUGGAGGAACAGGUGGAGGAACCACGCUCACAAUACAAGGCUCAGGAUUCAGUAAUACCCAAAGCGACAAUGUUGUCACCAUAGAUGGCACUGAAUGCACGGUUACUUUCGCAAAUUCCACAGUCAUCCUUUGCAAAACUGGACCUCAUAGCAAGACCAUUGAGACUAAAGUUCGAGUGGAGGUUGGAAACAAUGGGAAGGCAAUAGAUGAAGCAGCAUAUUUCUUCUACGUCGACGUAUGGUCAUCGCAAUUUACAUGGGGCUACAAUAACCCCCCUGAAGCAGGUAACGUGUCAUUUAUUCGACGGAUUGACUUGGGCCGGAGUUCUAGAAUACAUCUCAAGAUCGGUGUCAAUGUUUUGCAUGGGUUUGUAGCUUCGCGGAAAGUAUUUUUUUCUUAUAAUUGUCUUCCUUCAUUCAAACCUCACAGAGAGCAUGAUAAGACCUUUCAUGAGAGACAAACUAUCUGCGUACAUAAAUGCAAAUUCCCGUUGGUAAUUGAGAUAAAAUUUCAGCCGUAUUUUCAGAGUUUAAACGGCAUUGUGAGGCUUACCUUACCAAGUGGGUAACUGGGACCGGAAAAUAAGAUGUUUAACCAUGGGAAAUGGUGUAGGUUAGGCCUUCUUGAAUUCUCUGACAGCCUCUUAGGCUUCAUCUUGGCCGCUUGGUUAAGCAGUGGUAAAGGGUAUAUUGUUAAAGAAGCUUAUGAAUGAUCCAUGAUGGAUCCCUAGCUUACUCAUUGCAAUUAAUAAUUCAUAGGUACUUUCGUGACAAUAAAGAAGGGACAGACGAUUUUGUUAGAUCAAGACACACCGGUUCUAAAGUUUCUUCUGAUACAAGGAGGUGCACUAAUAUUCGACAUGGAAAAGCCUUCUCUUCACUUGCAAGCAGAAAGCAUACUUAUCACCGAUGGUGGAUGCCUCCAAGUAGGUACUGAAGACGACCCAUUUCCGGGCCAGGCACUUAUCACUCUGCACGGCCAUGUUCGUUCAAGAGAGAUGCCUGUGUUUGGCACCAAGACCAUUGCGCUACGCGAAGGAAAGCUUGAUCUUCAUGGGCUACAUGUCCCAAUCACGUGGACACAUCUAAGCUCCACGGCGGAGGUUGGCGCAACCCGACUUCAUCUUGUCAAACAGGUCACAUGGAAACCAGGUGAUCAGAUCAUUCUAGCACCAACUGGAAAAUCGCAGCGCGAGUUUGAAGAGCUUACCAUCACAGCCGUUCUCAACGAUAACUACACCUUGGAAGUUUCGCCACCGCUGAAGUACAAACACAUUUCUAUAGUCCAGACGUUCGAUAAUAUUCAUGUAGUGGAGACGCGUGCAGAGGUGGGUUUACUGACGCGAAACGUGAGGGUUCGAGGCUCAGUACACUCCGCAUGGACAGAAAAAAUCGAAGCUUGCGAAGACGAAUUUAGACCAGGACAGUUUCAGACCCAGACAUGCUUCCAAGGAAAAUUUGGCGAAGAAGUUGGAAGCGAUGAAUUUGGUGUACAGAUCAUGAUUCAUGCUCCAGAGGAAAGUAAGAACUUGGUGACAGCCAGGUUUAGUUACGCAGAAAUCUCACAUGCAGGACAAGCAUUUCGUCUUGGUCGCUAUCCGAUACAUUUUCAUCUCAGUGGCGACGUCUCAGGUUCAUAUGUUCGCGGCUGCGCAAUACAUCACAGCUUCAACCGUGCCAUUACAAUGCAUGGCAUUCACAACCUUCAUGUUAGCCAUAAUGUUGUAUUUAAUGUCCGCGGGAAUUGCUUCUUCAUGGAAGACGGCAUAGAAACUGGUAACGUGGUCGAAUACAAUUUGGGUAUAUUUGUUAUUGCCUCCACAUCUGCUUUGAAUGUCGACAUAACUCCAGCAACUUACUGGGUAACGAAUGCCAACAACACCGUACGUCAUAAUGCAGCCGCAGGAGGAAGCCAUUUUGGUUUUUGGUAUCAGAUGUUUGAGCACCCAGACGGCCCGUCUUUUAGACCAGAUUACUGUCCGAGAAAUGUCUUCAUGCUCGAGUUUUUUAACAACUCUGCUCAUUCGUUUGGACGCUAUGGGUUGUGGAUUUUUCCGGUUUAUCAUCCCAUGGAAGGAGGAGGCUGUAAAUCAAUUAUUGUCAAGCCUGCUGUGUUUGGCUCUUUUAUAGCCUACAACAACAUGCGUGGAGCAGAAGCCGUCAAAGUAGGAGCCGUUCAAAUGCACGAUUUUAAAAUGCUCGACAAUGAUAUCGCUGGUAUUGAAUACGUAUUCGUCGAUGUCGCCGAUGCUCCGAGAGGGGGUCCCAAGAUUAAAAAUGCACUUAUCGUCGGUCACAGCCAAGUGAGUGAAGGACUGGAAUUAAGAAUACGCAGCAACACACAUUGUACAACGUCAGGCUUAAAAUUACCACAGUUCUCCAAACUUGUUGUUGAUAACGUCACCUUCGUGAACUUCGACCGAGAAGGCUGUACUUGUUACAGCCUUUGCGCCCAGUGUGAAGAAUUUAAGAGGAAAGGCGGAUGGAGUACAUACGCGAUGAAAAAUCGUUUUGUGAACUCCCCACGCCGAAGUUCUUUCCGCUGGAGUCAUGAAUCGGUCAUAGUCGAUCUAGAUGGCACUCUGACUGGUUAUCCAAACGGAAGCGUCGUGCCACUAAACGCGAAUCUGCCACCAGGCCAUUGUUUCUAUUCUCCCCAGGAUAGCUACGGUCCUCACAAUGGAAGUGUCUGCGACUCUACCGUGAAAUUCAGGAGAUUUGCUUUUAAUAAGGCUGCACCAGAAUCUCUAAUGAGCAAAAACGUGUUGUUGGAAAACAGACAUGGGAUGGACGUGGUGCCUUUCUGUAUUAAGUGCACGACACAUCCUCAAGGCUGGGUCACGCUUUUGAUACUUGGCGAAGAAUACAACAUCACUUUUGAGAACGCUUGGCAGAUAACAAACAUCACCUAUAGCGGUAUGUUCUACGAUAUGGAAGAAAAUGACAAUAUUUGGAUAAAGCACCGGUUGGUACAAACGCCUGAUCAUUUCACUACUACUGGAGUUCAUCAAAAUAAAACAGACAUCACUCCGCCGGCGAACUCUCAACACGGGAGCUGGAGCUUUGUAAACGAGACCAAGGUGUUCACAUACAUUGCGUCAGGUAAGAAUAGUUCUCGUACACCAAAUGGCAACAUACUGCCCCGAGAUAUCACCGUGCGAGUUUAUCGUUGUUUUUAUGAGGAAUGUAUAGUACCGGUACCACCCCCUCCCCCUAAAGGAAGACCUGAAGAAGUCCGGCUUUGGUCCAAUGUGGAUGACUGGGAGGGCACUGAACCCAUGUAUGGCGGUUAUGGACGAAGGCUGCCGACCAACGGGAGUGACGUUAUGAUACAGUCUGACUGGUAUAUGGUGGCAGACAUAGAAUUGCCAUAUCUGAACCAACUGCUGAUAUAUGGAACACUAGAGAUAGAUGACAGACCUGGUAUGGUCCUAAAUGCGUCUAUUAUCUUUGUUACCGGAGGAUUGAUCGUAGGAUGGCCGGACCAGCCCUUUCUGUCGAAUUUCAUGAUCAGCCUCCAAGGCAACGUGUACAGUGAGGACCUUCCUUUGCGGGAUGUUAAUGUUGGAAGCAAGGCCCUUGCCGUAUUUGGAUUCUUAUGGAUGCACGGGCGGCCAAAAAGAGUGUAUUGGACUGAUUUGGCGGUUACUGCUGAAGCUGGAGAUCGUUCGGUGAUACUAUCCGAGUCCGUCGACUGGAUUGUUGGCGAUGAAAUUGUUAUUACCUCAACUACAGUUGAGCCACAGCAAACAGAGAAGUUCAUUAUAAAAGCCAUCUCACAGAACGGGAGAAAUUUGACUCUGGACAAAGCUCUCCAGUAUAAACACAUUGCCGAGACCCACACGGCGGGUAACUGGACUUAUACCUUAGCAGCAGAAGUGGGACUACUGACCAGAAAUCUCUUAGUGGAGGGAGCAAACAACCCAGCUGAUGCUUGGGACCAGUCGUUUGGAUGCAGAGUUCUGAUUGGCCGAACGGCAAUUGAAGGAAUAGAUUAUCGGGGCAGUGCCAGGAUUGAAAAUGUCGAGUUUAAACGCUGUGGACAGGAAGGCUGGGUUGAUGAUUACGAUCCCAGGUAAAAAGAACAAUCAAUAUGAAUAUUUUUCCGGGUUUUGAGCUUGUAAUAUGCUUUAACUUAUGAUUUAGACAUUUUAUCUAUUGCAUGACUCCAGAAUUUAGGAUAGAAUGAAAAUCAAAGAGAGAAGGAAAAUAGAAAGGAUCAUUUAUGAAUGAUAACAUAUCAAAGGGAAACAUGAAUUACAGAUAAAGAACAAUAAUUUUGAAUAUUUAUCAUUAUCCUCUUUAAGUUUCUGUUUUAAGGGGAUGAUACAGAGGCAUGUUUUUCAAAUUCUUAAAUUAAAUACAUGCUCAAUGCAAAAAAUUUAUGUAAAAGAAUAAUUUUGGAGCUCAAUAGUUUCAAACUUAGCACAGCAAUCUAUCAGAGUAAUUGCGACCCCAAGAGGCCCUGAUCGUUUUCCUUCCGGUUCUCAAAUAGCCACCUCCUUUUCAUUAGCUUGCCAACCAGGGGUUAGGAGUUGAGUCGUAAUCGUGAGUCAUGAAUUCUCAGGUUACAAAUCGUUUCUCUUUUUCUCAGAUUUGCUUUAGCAUUUCUCAAUACCGGCGACGUGGAAGGGAAUACCUCAUAUGUUAGUGGAAAUUCAUUUCACGAUGGUUUCAACACUGGUAUCGGUGUGUUCAGGACCAAUAACUUGACAAUUAAGGACAAUAUUGUCCACCACACAGUCGGCCCUUCGAUAAGAGUAAUAGGCAAGUUUGUCAGUUUACUACGAAAUCUGGCAGUUUAUUCUCUCUCAAUACACACGUACAACGGAAGAAAGGAUAAAUCAAACCUGCAAUGGCCAGGAGCAAUAGAGGUAGACCAAGCCAAAGACGUCAUCUUGAUCAACAACACAGUGGCUGGGAGUGAACGGUUUGGAUUUAAAAUUAGUGGUGAGAAGUGUUCGGAUGGUCCAGGAAUAUCUGUGGGGAACGAGGUACACGGUGCCUGGCAUGGAAUGCAUUUGCCUUACGAAAUAGAAAUUGAGGGGUGUUCCAUGCUUUCUGGUUACAUGACUUGGAGAAAUUUCGACUAUGGUAUCUUCCUUUACGGUGAGCCCAGUGUUAUAAUAGACAACGUCAUUUCCGUGGAGAACACGGUGGGUAUGUUUCCUAAUGUGUGGGGUCCGCAUGCUCUGUCGCACCCGACUGCUGAUAAGUACGUUAUUGUGAGGAACACACUCAUCGUGGGCACGAGUCCUGGUUACGACUGUGUGCAUGACAGCAUCGUACCAUACGCCAGGCAACCAUAUGGCGGGAUUGGAGCUAAAAAGGCACCAGGAGGUAUGAGUUAUUUACUUAAACACAACGCUUAUGCCUUGCAUCUACCUUGAAAAUUUCACUUCAAUUUGACCAACGCUCCUUAAUUUAUACUCAAAAAUUUUGAUGAAGCUGUUUCCUGAUUUCACCUCGACGACCAGCAAACACUAAGGAUCAAGAAUCAAGACCCUAUUUUUAUUCCUUUCCUAAAAACAUAUCGUGACACCUCACACGUGCUGUUGGACGUAACUGGAGGAAAUAAAUAGCAUGACUUAGUUACUAUUUAUUCAGACUCUUAGACAGAAUAAAAAUAUUGGAUCUUUUACAUAGCGUUUACCUCCGGCUGGUAAGACGUCACACGUUAAGAAAUGUAUAAAGGAACUUAGAACCUUCACAUUCAUCAAGAAUACUACUAUUUUAUCUCUUGUCAGGCGGAAAAAUUGGAAUAACUACGUCGCAAUUUAGUUCAGCCCCUGCACGUGGACCGAUUAUGACGUGGGAAAGCCCUCAUGAUUAUUCAGCCGUCAAUGGCUAUACUCUGUAUCACGAGGUGACCUUCUUCGGUUUUCAAGAGACUUGCGGGAAGAGACAUCGAGCGAUCAUGUCAAACGAGUGGGCUGGAGACAUUAUACAUCCCAUGGAUGUGCGAGGUUUGUUUCUUCAAUGCAUAAUUUCGAAAUAAUUUCCCAAAUAGCCGCGACUGUAUCUUGAUCUAAGCCACUUUUGGGUUUGGAUAUAUUCGUAUUUAUCGUCCCAAAAAAUUCUUAUAAGUGUUACAAAUUGCAAGGCUCAGGACGUAGACAGCGAAUGAAGGAGAAAACAGCGGAGAAUAGUAGCAUAAGUAAAGAGAUGUUUUAAUUCAACAGGCCAGAUUCAAUUGCAAAAAUUUUCACUCACAUACACCUGGUUAACGCUACUGUGUGAUAAAUUAAGUCGCAAAAAUCUCUCUCGAUGAAGGAAGACUUACAGCAGAGGUUAAAGAACUGAGAAAGAUAAAUAUUUAGAGCCAAGAGUUAAAACAGACUGUAGCAGCCUGCACGUCAUAAAAUGAUUUGUCAGAUCUUUAAUCAUCCAUUUUCCCUUGAGUUUUCCCUAGCUUGCUGCCCUCUAACCCUACAAACUCUUGUUCUGGCUUGUGUCUCAUUGAACAACAAAAAUAUAUCACUAUAUUCCUUCGAAAAGUCUUUCUCUGAGCUCCACCAUGGUAUCACAUUUUUGUUUCCAAUGUUAAGCGUAUUGAUAACUGACUUCAUCUUCUAGGAUUACAUUUUAUAUCAGUUGACGAAGAAUCCAAGCUGCUACUAAACGAGCCAACACUUCGGUGGGUCAACCCAUCCGACUGCGUGGAUAUGGACUGUGACGCCAGGAGGCAAAUCCUUAUCCGAGAUCUUGAUGGUUCUUUCACAGGCGCUGUUGGGGGUUCGGUAAUCUCUAAGGCCGAGUACGAAUGGGACGGAGAUAAGCGAUACGGACUAGGUAUGUUGUACGUAUCACUUGCUUUACGUAGGCAAGAAAACUAAUUAUGCACGUCAAGUCUAAACAAAUUUGGUUCUCGUCGCCAGUUUAUGGUGACAUUGUUCUGUACUGAUUACAAACUUCACAUUUCGCACAGGUGAUUACCGCGUUCCGAAACCUGCUAUGACGUUGCCCGAUGGCACUAGACUUGAUAUGUCAGCCGUUGCUGCAAAUAAAGGAAUUGUUCGGGGCACACGUGAUCAUAACAUGUGCUCGUGGUAUGGUGACUGGAAUGCAUACAAGUGCAGUGACAUUGACUACAGGAUGUUAGUUAUUGAAAGUCUAGAUCCUGAUACGGAGACCAGACGAUUGUCACCAGUGGCGCUGAUUGCAAAUGGUUAUGUCAACCUUCUUAAUGGCCCUAUGGAUCACGGUUGGUGCUUGGGAUACACUUGCCAAGAAAGGAUUUCGACAUUUUACGGGAUAGUGGCGACUGGAACAAAUUACUCUCUGUACUUUACCAGUAAUGAGCCCCAGAAACUCAGGCUUCACCUUUUAAACAGUGAUUCCUCAGCUGCAGUCCGUGUUGGUAUAUUCUAUCAGAGACCUCAGAGACAGGAUGUGUACAGGGAAGGUAUGGUCCAUUUAUAUCUGUUAAAUUUAGGCGCUCAAAACAGGUAUUUCCGUGAUGUGACGAAAGAAAAGAAAAAGGGAUAACAACACUUUCUUUUUAUGAGUGCUCAACUUACAAUUGCCGUAGACCUUUCACAAAUGAGGAACACAAGGAUACAAUCACCUACAGAAAACUCUUAACGCUUAAAGCACAGGGGUUUAUUUGAGUUUGUUUUCCUUUUCAGGAAGAUUUAUAAAUCCAACAAACGCAAGGCUCCAAGGAUCAGAAUUCACUUUAAUUGACAAGCCCGCAAAUGCUCCUGAUGACUACUUUGAACCACCGCUGACCAGUAUUAGUGGUGCUAACUAUUACGAUCGUGAACUUGCCACUUUAUUUGUCGUUUUGCGCGGUUCCGAACCGGUGGACAUCAAUGUUAUGCCUGUCGUCAAGGUAACAGAUUUACUACCAUGAACGAAUUUAUUUUCUCAACUGUAGUCGUUUAUAAGGAUUUAUAUCGAACUGCAUCAUAGUCCUUAAAAUAAUUUUUAAAGUAAUUUUUGAGAGUAUGUUUCGCACCUCGAAUCGCGUGUUAUUAAUCAGAUCUCUGACGUUAAAAGUUUGACUCUCAUAACAGUGUUCAAAACCUUUUUGAAAAUUUAAAUUUCCAUGGGUAGGUACAAAUUGGAAUGAAGGCUGUCUCCAUUGAUGACUUUUUCAAAGUGAACUUGGUGAAUAACCUAGCUGAUCUGUUGGGUAUUGACAAAUCUCUCAUACGAGUGGUGAACAUUGUAAGCGCUGACGGCAACAGUCGGCGACGACGGCGAUCCGCUGGUGACAUUUCCGUGGAAAUUGAGAUCGCCGAUCCUCCUACGGCUUCAAAUACUUCAUCCUCAUCAAACUACACGGGUAUGAAAAGAAUGACAUCUUGGUACCCUUUUUCAUCUUUUGGAAACAUUUUUUAAGCAGUUAUAAUCUAUUUUUGCUAAGGGUAGUACUAUAAAAAUGUUACUGAGGUGUUCUGAAAAUUUUUUUGGAACUUUGAAAUUGGAAAGUUAAACCAUAGGGAUGAAAGGAGGAGUUUUUCCGACGCCAGAAAACAUUAUUUUCAUUCGGAUAAUCCUAAAUAAAACAAGAGCUUUACCCCCUAAGUUCAUGCUAGGAUUAGACUAUGGAUUUCUGCAUUCAUGUUCACUCGUGUGCAUUCCUAUGAAAAUUCAUAUCACCAAAAGUGUCAAUCGUAACAACUUUAUCCCUCUUAUAAGGACUCAUGUGUUUAACACGAUGUGGGCCCCGGUGAAGGUCUUAUUUAUCAUCAUAUCUGACUGAACCGACUUGUACUUUGUUAUAUAUCAUGUUUUGCAUAACCAUUCUUACAGCAGUUAACAAGACUACAUCCUAUGAUGAGCUUAAAGAGAUUGGAGACUCAGUAGUGGAGAACGUACAGACUGGGCAGCUUGCACGGCAACUGAACACUGAAAUCGUGUCGCUGGAUAUAACAGAUCCAAUCCCUGAGCCUGUUGACCCGACCGGAGGCAUUCGUGCUACCAAUGAGACUUGUAAGUUCUUGAUUAUGCCCUCUCCUUAUCGCAGCUUUUCGAAGGCCCAAUGUUUGAUCAGUGCUUCAUUUGGGCGUUGCUUGGGUUGCACUUUGAUUCAGCCGAAAGAGAGGUUUUGAAUUCUAACAUAUCCAGGGGGAAAUUUUCAGAGACUAGUCAAAAAUUAGUUUUGUCAAAAACUGUCCAACAGUGGCCUCAUCAUGACUUCUUCAACGUUAACGAUACAAGACGAGUAUUACACGGGCCAGCUACAAAAUGCCAUCUGAGCACUAUGCCAGCACUCGAUUGAAAAACAGCCCUAUUCAAAUGCGAUCUUCAUGUGUUUGUCUUUCAGAUCAACAAAAUAUAACGGGAAACUCCACACUUCGGUAUGACGUGGUCCAAGCUGAGAAGGAGGCAGAAGAAGCAAGUAACGUGUUUAGCUUCCUUAUUCCUUCUAGAUUAGAGGUAGUGACUGAGCCAAGCGGUGGGAACGAGACUGUACCGUUCACUUCACAGCCCAAACUCAAACUUGUCGACGUUGAUGGAAAGUUAGUGACAACCUUAGGGCAUGGUUCCCUAAGCAACUGGACUGUCAUGGCAACCAUACAGAAUGGCACCGGAGACUCCAUGGCGGUGUUAGAUGGAAAUGUGACUGUGACACUAGUUAAUGGAUGGGCGAAUUUUACCGAUUUAAGUAUCACUCACAACGGUUCUGACUACAAAUUAUUCUUCUAUGUCAACAAACCAGCAGCCUCUCACUUCAACGCUACUUCCCAGUCGUUUGAAGUCAAGGAGAGAAUCCUGUACUUUACGAUAACCACUCAACCCGACGACGCGAACGAAACAGUCAGUUUCGGACAGCAACCCAGAAUUGAAGUUCGAGAUUCAGCAAACGGUAAAAUUGUGGACAACACAGGCUGGAAACGACGUCGUUGGUUGUUCACUGCCUCACUGGCUAAUCUCACAGAUAAUGAUGGGCAUUUAAAUGGUACAACUGAAGUAGAGUUUGUCCAGGGUGUAGCUUUGUUUUCAAACCUCAGCAUCGACCUCUCUGGAGAAAACUACAUCCUAGCACUUAAGGCCAAAACUGAUCCAGCCUCAAGCUAUGCCUUUUCUAGUAAUUCCUCGGCAUUUAAUGUAUCUGAAAGAGUGCUUUAUCUCAAACUGGUCCAACAACCUAGUGACUGUAAUGACACAGUGAUCUGUGGCAGUCAGCCGAUUAUAGAAAUAAGGAAUGCGUUUCCAGACUCGCUGGUGGAUAACAUCGGUUGGAGAGGGAGAACUUGGUCGAUAAAUGCCACAAUGGUCGGUGCUGACAACUCUGUGGUCAACGGUACCACAUUAUUUCCAGUUGAAACCACAGGGCGCGUAGAGUUUCAAGAUUUGAGUUUCUUCGACACAGCUCAAGAACGUCAAAUGAAAUUCUCUGUCAUCACAGAACCAGCCUCAUCUUACUCAGGCCUGUCCGUAACCUCACAAACUUUCAACGUAAGCGCGCGGGAAUUCUACCUAGAAGUCAUCACACAGCCCGACAAAGCUAACCAAUCAGAAAUCUUUGGAGUUCCCCCAGUGGUGGAGAUACGCGACCUUGGAACACGCGCGCGUGGACACCCGCUGAAAGGUGACUGGUCCAUUUCUGCGUCACUCAAACCAUCGGCUUUGAAUGGAACAUUAAGUGGAGUACUAAACGUUACAGUGGAAAAAGAGAGAGCAGAGUUUAACAAUUUGUCUGUUUCUUUCUAUGGCAUUGGAUAUAAGCUAAUAUUCGAGUCCAACCAAGGCCAUAUGGUAUGUAGUGGUAUGCUUCUAAAUUUUAUAUUUGUACUGAUUUCUAACAACUCGAGAAAAAUAAGUAGCAAAAUUUUCCAGAGAUUCGAGAUAACAACUGAAAAAUGAUUGCCGGAAAAAAUUUAGAGCAUGAAUGACAAUGGACAAUUGCUUCCUCGCAGAAAAUAGUUGACUCAGGAACUGUAAUAUAAACAAGGAUAAUAUGAAGCAACCUUUAGUGGCAUUGUAAUUAAACCCAUUUCGAUCAUGUAGGUUAGUUUCUUGAGUUUCUCUGUAUUUUCUAUCGAUCUACGUUAACUCCAGGUCAAGAAAUUAAUGAACAUACGAGCAUCUUUCUAUCUCUGAGAAUCCUUGAUUUCCAAUACCUUUAAGUCAAUUUUUCAGCUUUAAUUGAUCAUUAUGGGAAUAUAAUUUGAAAUUAAUUGCUCGCGCUAUAAAGUUAUCUCUAAUUUAAGGCUUUUUUGGUUCUUCAGGUUCUCUCACAGCCCUUCGAAGUUCUUUAUGUCAACGACUACUCACCCGUAUUUGACCCCACUAGCGGUUCUUACGAUGCAUCUAUUCCAGAGGACGUUUCUAUUGGCACCACCGUUACCACGGUUACCGCAACUGAUCAAGAUUCUGGUUCUCAAGGAGAUGUUUCGUUCUCUUUAGUGGCCGGGAACACUGAGAACAAAUUUUCCAUUAACAGCACGACGGGAGUUAUCACAACUAUCGGAGAGCUUGACCGCGAAACUACUGCCGUUUUUACGCUCACUGUGCGAGCUUCCGACGGUGCCGUUCCUGAGAAGGUGCGGUCCACAGACGGACAGGUAGUAGUUACCGUCUCUGACAUCAAUGACAAUGCCCCCUCAUUCAACAACCCAUCAGUUACCUCUUCUAUCCAAGAGAAUGCAGCUAUCGGUGACGCCGUGAUAACACUCAAUGCUAACGAUCCUGAUGAAGGCUUAAACAGUAAAGUCCUUUAUUCCAUAAUAGACGGGAAUGAAGCGGGAAUAUUCACCAUCAACAGCACUUCAGGAGAGGUGAAAGUAAAUGCUUCGGUGGACUUGGAUCAAGAACCGACUCCUGAUUUCAGUCAUUCUUUAGUUGUUCUUGCUCAAGACAUGGGAACGCCAAGUAUGAACACAAACGUCACACUCAAUAUCAGCAUCACGCCUGUUAAUGAGUUCACGCCACAGCUUCAACAUAACUCCUCGUUUAACUUCAGUUUUGCCGAAAAUGUGCCUGUUGGGGAUGGAGUUUUUGUGUUUGAUGUUAACGCUACAGAUCAGGACUAUGGGGAGCAGGGACGGGUGACUUUUGCCUUUAGCUCAGGUGGGUACGAGGAAGACAAUUCAGUUUUUUUUUCUUUUUUUUCUCUCCCAACAUCCUUCUCCGGCUCAGUGCCUUUCACCCAUUGAAGCCUUCUAACGGAUGAGUCAGUUCUGCGAAUUUGUUUGUUUUUAUCAGGGACUGUUUUCCCAUGUCAUUUAAUCUUUCUUCUGCUUUUUCUUUCCGUUGAAUAGCUCUGAACUACAACUUCCGAAGUCUUCGAAACGUUUGGCUUAAAAAGUGUUUUUCUCAUCAGUUUUUACCCUUCAAUCAACCAAAAUAUCUAGGCAAGCUCCUGUCUAAGAUUUAUGUGGUUUUGUUAUUUUUGUUAUUUUUCGUCAUCUAUCUCUCGUUGAUGAUGAAAAUUACAAAGAAACCGAAAACAAGAAUCCAAAUACGUGUUAAAAUCUUCCGCGUUAAUCUCGCGUGUUUACUAUUUUUAUGAGUAGUAAGCUCAUUUGAGGGUAAUUUUUUUACAUGCAGGUAACGACGAAGGGAAGUUUUCCCUCAAUGCAUCAACUGGAGAACUGACGCUUGCAUCUUCACUCGAUUACGAAACGUCCCCAUCUUACACCCUGAGAAUCCACGCGCGUGAUAACGACCAAGCGGGAAACGUGAAGUAUGCGUUUUUUACCGUGUACGUGAGUGUGUUGGACUUGAACGAUAACGCACCCACAUUUUCUCAGUCUCGGUAUGAAGUGAAUGUUGACGAGGACACAGCUGUUGGAUUAGAAGUUUUUACAUUCCUUGCUUUGGAUCCCGAUGGUGGUUUGAAUGGUCUUGUGUCGUAUUCAAUCUUACUCAGGAACUCAUCAGAGUUUAGCGAUGGGUUAUGGAGUUUAAACUCUUCCACUGGAAAGCUCACAUUAAACGGUAAGAAAAUGACUGAUUUCCUGAAGCUUGUGACUUGCAAUGAUAUAUCAAAUUCUUGCCUCUUCAGCUCCUUUAUUUAACCGAUUCCUCUCCAUAGAAUCCACCGAAGUUAAAUAUUGGCCCUUACUGAGGGACAGUCCAAACAGUUUUUUAGUUCAUGCACUGAAGGUUUCGCAAUCACUUUUUCAACACAGCACGCGAUGUCGCAAAAAUUGAUUAGCUAGCCUUUAUCUGUUAAUCUUUACGGACGUUUUCAACCGGUGAAAUAUCAAAUAAACCAAUGAUGUAAAUGUUGGACAUACAUUUAGCAUUAAAUUUUACACUUUCUCUGCUCACCUAACAGUUAGCUGAAUAAAAAUUGGGAACAUACACAAAUGAAGGAUGUUUCUUCGCACUUGUAAAACAAAAGUGCAUUCUGUGUGACGUGGUGACUCUCAGGCAAUAACUCAUUAAAAGCUUUUAUAAACUCUUUCUAUCGUUUUUUUACAAUAAGUCCCUUCCUAGUUGGGAACUCGGUCUUCAACGUAUCACAAUAGCUAACAGUGUUUCCACAACAGUUUCUUAUUUUUAACGUUUUCCAUCCUUAAGCCUCACUCGAUAUGGAUAACAGGAAGUUUUCAACGUGGACGCACACUCUGGUUGUUAGAGCACAGGAUGCUGGGACGCCGUUGCUAUCCUCAAACACUACACUCAUCAUACACGUGAUUCUCAAGAACGAAUUCGCGCCAAGUUUUGCAUCUUCUGAUGUGUCAAUCAUAGUUGAUGAGGACAUUGCAAAAGGAAGCGUUAUUUACGAUGCAAAUGCUACCGAUGCGGAUUUUGGCGCAGACGGAGAAAUAGUUUAUAGUAUUACUGACGGCAACAACGAUCUAAGAUUCAUGAUAGAUGCUGCAAGUGGUAUCAUAACUAACGAUGCCACCUUAGAUCGAGAGGUUCAGCCUACAUAUGAUCUUGUUGUUACAGCGAGAGACCAAGCAACAAGCAGCCGCAAAUCUGGAACGACCACUGUUCAUAUUAGCUUGAAGGAUGUUAAUGACAACACUCCUACCUUCGUUAAAAACUUUUACUCUAAGCCUGUCGACGAGACUGUUACCUCUGGGGGGGAAAUCAUCACACUUGAGGCAAAUGAUCCUGAUUCAGGAUCCAAUAGUGACCUCACCUAUUCUAUUGCGAGCGGCAACGACCGAGGAUUCUUCAGCAUCGAGUCCAAACAAGGCAUCGUCCGAGCCGCUAAGGACCUAGAUCUAGAAACUGAAAACCAUACCGCAGACCGAACCUAUCAACUGGUUAUAUUUGUUGAGGACGGAGGAACACCUGUCCCACGUAACAGUUCAGUAUCUUUGAUCAUCACUGUACAGAACGUGAAUGACUUCACACCGGUCCUGGAGCAUGCUGAUAACCAAAUAGUAGAUCUAAGCGAAAACACCAGCAUAGCUUUGGUUAUCUUUGAUGUGAAUGCAACUGACGGUGAUUACGGUGAAGAUGGUGUUCUGACUUACUCCUUGACUGCGGGUAACAGUUUUGGAACAUUCGAUAUUGACAACGUCACGGGUAAGUUAGAGCUACAGUAGGUACAGUACCAUAAAGACAUGAAACCUAGGGAGUCACCUCUUGUUCCUCGUACUUAUAAAACAUGCGCAACAGACUUGCUUCAAUCUUUUAAUAAGUGAUGACAAAAAGUAGAUUUUAUGCAUUCUGCGAGCAAGGUGAAGUGACUUUUUCCAUGCAAUGCAAUUCUCUCCUUUUCCUUAAAGGAUAUUCCUUACUAAUGAAGUCAACGCAGUUUUUUAUGUGACAAAUUUUUGCCUUUCUGGUACUGAUCAUAUGUUGUCGGUUCUUUGGUCUUCGAGAUUUUCUGUCAGAGGUAAGAAGUUUCUAAAAUCUUUUGAUUGCAAUCUUUGACAGGUGUCAUCACGUUAGCAAAAGAGUUGGAUUUUGAAACAGUUAGUGAGCACAAUUUGGAAGUCACUGUGAGUGACAGCAGUCUAGACCCUGGGAAAAGGAAGAAAAUCACUGCUCACCUGAGGGUGCGAGUCAUUAACAUCGAUGACAGCGGGAUGUACACUGCUAAAGCUCGAAUGAUACAUGCAUUUAUCGCUUCUCCAUUGAAUCCCGCUGGUUUGGCUGGCGUUCCCCACAAAUCUGACUUGGAGGUGCUUUUAGCAUUUGAGAAUGGAACAGAGAUAGACAUCACUUCAGAAGGGGACCGUUAUACGGUUGACGACUCUUCGAAAUCCAAUGGUCUCUUCAGCGCUACUACUAAUGGCGGACUUUUCAUCGUCGCAAACGACCGAAGUUUGUUCGGAACAGGCAAACUAAUCGUACAUGUCACGAAUGUCAAUUCUGUUGAAGUCAAUGUUACUGUGGUGGGCAGUAAUAACCUUACUGUCAGUGCUGUGCCUUAUCCUGAAACUCCCGGCGCAUCAAAGGUCACAGAACUAAAACAGGUUAUCUCCGGACAUUAUCAGCGGGUGUUACUCAAAGUUCUUGUCGCCUUGACAAAUGGACAAGUCGUUGAUGUUUCUAGUAAUCAUAACACUACUUUUACGUUUAAAAACGCUCAGCAAAUAGGAGGUAAAUAUGAAUUUGGACCCUCUCCAAACAAUUUGUUUUCGAUCGAAGGAAAUGGUUUGAGCGGAGAAGUCUUGUUGCAAGCAGAGUUCGCGCGCAGUCAUGCUGCAGUUCUUAACUUGCCCUUGUCUUCGAAGGUCUUUAAGCCGGUAAACAUCGUCCGGUUUGGCUUGGAAAAUGUCAAUAUGACUCUUAGUGGUUUUGCUAUAGAAAAAACUACCUCGGCGUUUGCUGAAUUGUUAAUGGAUGAUGGAUCGAGCUAUUUAAUCAACAACUUCACAAGUUACAGUGGCUUGCUAUCGUUUUCCUCAAGCAACCCUGGUUCAGCAAAAAUCGAUGCACUGUCUGGCGUGGUGACCUUGGUCGCAGACAGCAGUAGUCGUGUCACUAUUACGGCCAGCCUCAUUGUAAAUGCGAGUGUCACAGCAGAAUUUGCCUUUUAUUGCAACCUGGAGCCAAAGGUCGGUGAAGUUGAUAUCGGAGAGAGGGAGGGCCCACCCAUCCCGAUGCUUGAUAAAGACGACACAUGGAAAAUGCCCAUCAGGGUAAACCCUGGCUCUAUGGGAAUCUUGGCAGUACAGGUAGAGAUUCAGUUCGACUCGGAUUACUUACAGCUUGAAAGAGCUUUCACUUCUUUACCGUAUGAUGUGGCUGGAAACGUGGUGACCAUAUUUGGACCAGUAGCAGCAUCAGAAGCUUUCUCGGAAAGUGUUGGCGAGCUUUCCUUCACUUCUAAGAAAAAGGGAGUCCCUGAGGUUAUGGUUCAAGUUUUCAGAACAGUCAAUAAGGAACUUUCGGCGGUGCCAAGUAAAAACGUGACAGUGUCUUCUUGUUCGAAUAAGAUAUCGGGUGACGUAGAUGUGGACUGUACGUUUGACAUUGUUGACGUCGCUUUCAUCAGUGCCUACAUCACUGCCUCUUCGAAAUCUCGGUUCACUGACGAGAUGAGGAAACGUAUGGAUGUUGACUGGAACGAAGUCAUCGAGGUUAACGACGCGUUUUUCUUGUCGCUAAUUUAUCUGAAAAGCGCCAAAUUUGUGACUGAGCUGACAUACCAAGUACCUGACCACAACAGGGAGUCUUCUGAUCGAUGUGGCUUAGAAUUCUCUCUGAAGCUAGCUAACAAGGAUGGAUCACCAGUUACAAACAUGCAAACGGAAGUAUAUUUUGUCUUCUCGCAUCAGGGUGCAGACGUUGGUGCGCAACUUGCACGUACAACUUUUUCCUCAGGAACUCCCAAAGCUUUAGACGGUGCUUCGUCCGUAGUUGGCUUAAUAAAAGCUAGUUUUGCCAACGAGAAGUUUAUUAUUGCAACUGCCAACUCCGAACUGGAGGCUACCGACGUGGGUGUGACUAUCCUGCAAGAGACACCUAUCGACGGAACAAAACAUGUCGUUGCGAUGUUCUCCUCCUCUAAUCCUGUCUCCAAAUUGGAUGCCAUUACCUGGGCUGAAAAUCAGGCGAUCUUUGUACCACAGCGUAAAUUGCAACUAUCUGAGUCAACUAAAACUUGCAAUGAAAACGAUGACGAUCCGCUCGUUACGGUAACUGUGGAACUUACCUUCGACGGCGAUUACGAUCAGGUAAUCGGAGGCAAGGAGGAGCAGUUUCAAGCUUACUGCGAGAGCCAGUUAUCUAAGAUCUACCCCGAUGCGACUUUCUCUGACUGCCGUGUCCGAAAGGGUAGCAUCAUAGCCACAUUUAACAUGACUUUGCGCAAAUCGAAGAAACAAGCGACGAUAGACAACCUUUGGGACGACGUGAAAGAGGGGCUGAAAUUCGAAUUUAAUGGUGCAACUCUUACAACACGACCGAUCAUGAGGGUGGAUGAUGAACAAAUGAAAGUAGUAGAUGCUCCUAAAGACGAAGACGACAUGGCGUUGUAUAUCAUCAUUAUUGCUUGUGUUGCAGGGUUUUUAGUAAUUUUCAUAGUUGUCAUAGUAAUUUACUGUCGGUGCCGGAAAGGCAGAGCGAUCAAAGUUAACCCAACGCCACCAGAAACUCCGGACAUAUUCAUCGACAGUGGAAAAGAUUCUAAAGAAAACGAAUCUAAAGCUUUUGGAAUGGAAGCUAAGUAUCUUAAACCCAGUGGUAGUGCGACCUGGUCUGUGCACAGCUCUACAGAGUCGACACGAAGCGAUGAUAAAAGAAAAUGUAUGCCUCCAGUUGCUUUUGCAGAAACUAUAGAACCAGCUUUUGAAGAGGUAGAAGAACCACUGCCAAGUUCUGAGGUAAAAUUUUUUACUGAAAUCGAAAAAUACCGGUCUGACCAGCGUAACUGACUCUGAAUCUUGUUGUGGUUCGGGUGCGAGUUCCUCGUCAUGUUAUUAAUUUUUGUUCUUGGGAAGAUGAGAACAUGACGUUCCUUCUGGAAGGUUUGGCCUUGAAAAGAUACCUGGAAUUUAUAUAAACCUGCUUUCUUAUUACAAUCCGAUCAACUAUGAAUAAGGUGCGUGUAAAAAUCACACUUUUUCGUCCAAUGUGAAAAGAAUCAACACAGUGGAUACAUCAAGCAUUGAUAGUGUCAUAAUGCGUCAUUUGAGUUUCCUUCAGCACCUUAUCUGGUGUAGAUUCUUGCUCAGGUAGCAUACUUAGUCUACAACCUUGCGAGUACUUGUGCAAUGAACAUGCAAAUAACUUAUGGGUUAAAAUAUUCUUAAAGUACUGAAAAUUAUGCCCUAUUUUGCAGAGUCCAAAGCUGACGUUGAAAGAUGACGCUGAUCGUCCAAAACCAAUUCUUGCAUUUUCUGCCGUCCCGUCCAAACAAGGAACACCCAGAACUACUCCAAAUAUCAGCAGGAAAUCUUCACCGGUCCACAGUUCCAAAGGCAGUCUUCGGACGAGUGAGGAUACGGACACUUCUCCAGUUCCUCCCACUUCUCCUGAACUUUCGUUAUCAACUACAAGCUCUCAGACUGAAAUCCAAUCCCCCGUUAAAUCAUUGCCAGCUUUGGAAGAAACUGUGGUCAUGGGGGAUGUACUUGAUGACGACGAUGAUGAUGACUUUGAUGAGAGUUUGAGAAAAGAGGCAUUCCUACGUAGGCGAACGUCAUCUUUCGGGGACAACAUUGACCUGCUCAAUAUGCCGGGUUUCCUGGUGGUCACAAGUGAGAACUUGCUAUAAGAUAUCUCUGCUUAACCCUUUAACUCCCAAGAUCUCAUUAGUAAUUCUUUUUACUAUCUGCCAUACAAUUCUUAUGAAGUAGAUUUGGAGAAUUUGGUAUCGGAUCAACUGAUAAUCCCCUAAUUGAUAUUUUUCUUUAUUCUCAUCACUCCUAUGCUUAACAUUGUAUUGAUUUUGUAAGGAGAAAUUUUCUCUUGAUCACUCAUGGGAGGUAAACGGUUAAAACCAGAGGAGUAAAAUCAAUUUUCCGCCUUGUCAGUGUGUAGUGGGUCAAUAGCUAAAAUAUCUAAGGGGUAGAGGCAACAUAAGAGGGUUAUUAGAGGGGGGGGAUAACACACGCAAGGAAUCCGCUUUAGAAAAUCACUUCUUCAUCGUUGAGGAAUCAAUUGAUCUUUAUCACAUAAGAAGUAUCUGAGGUAAAUAGGCGAAAUAUCCUAAGGGAAAGAGGCACCAUUGGAAGGGGUAAACACGCGUGGGAAAAUUUACAAACCUGCUGUAGAAAAUCACUCGUCUAUAACUGAGGAAUAAAAUAAAUAUUUUUCAUCGUCAAGGUGUAAAUAGGUAAUCCCUCAAAAUACUCUUAGGAAAGGAACAGCUCAGGAUGGGUAUCAUCCGGGGGUGCGCACACGAUGGGGAGGUAACAACACUCCUCGUCGGGGUAUACUGGGGUAAGAAGUAUAAGCAUCUUUUUGCGAGUCUGUCUUGAGUGCAGACCAUUCCUUAGUCUCGUUUCUCCUGAAUUAUCUUUAAGUGUCGAAAUCUGAUGUUAUAUCUAACAUUGUUCUUCCUCUUCGUAUCAUGUAGACCAAGUGGUAAAGCGACGCAAAAUGCAAAUAAAGGUGAUUCGACCCAACGCAGAGAUGGGGAUCCUGGCGCACGUGGCAGGGAUAGUGAAUGCCAAGAAAGGAGGAACAUUGGCAGAAUUAAGGGAAGAUAUCAAUCACUCGUUGCCAGGUUACCUUGGCUCAGUGAGAUACCUGUUUAUUUCGCGAAAAAUGAAAAUCAUUGACCCCCGAACAGAGACACAGCUGGUGCUGUCCGCGCUUUAUAAGAAGACUGUGUAUGUCAAAGUGUUCCACGGCGCAGGUAAAGUUCUUGAAAUGUUUUUGAAAUCAGAAAUGGCACGAGAUUCGUUUAUUUAUUUAUUUAUUAUCAUCUUUUUUAUUUUAUUAAUUUUUUUUAAUACAAAAAUGUCGAAGAUAUCGGAAAAGAAAGUAACGAAGGAAAACACGAUGGGUAAUAGACUUGAAGCCAUCACAAAAAAAUUGGAAUUCCAGUAUUAGUUAGACCAAAAUUGCAUCGGAAAAUAGGUGUAGGAAGCCAAAAAUCUACUCAUUUGGCUGCAUAGUGCUUUUCGUUAUAAUGAAGUGAAUCCACCAUCGUGGAUUCUUUAGGAAGGUACGGCUUGGGAAAGUACUAACUUGAUCAGAAGUCUUGGGGCCUGGUGAGAUUUGCUCUCUCUAAUAUUUCUCUCGAAAAUCAUAAUCAUGCGCAUGCGUGAUGAUCGAACGGUGAAUUGUUUCAAGUGACUCUAGAUCUGUAAACACUGACAGCUAAGACUUGUUUUGAUCUCUUUAUGACAGAGAGCUGCGAGUAUUUCUGCUUGUGCGGUAAACCAGCUCAAGUGUGGUGCAAAAGGUGUAACACACAGGGGUACUGUGGGGAUGUUUGUAAGGAGCAGGAUGAAGAACAGCACUCUUCGAUUUGUACCAAGAGCAAGGCCAGGGCCAUGGAAAAUGCGAGGACAAGAAGAGUGUCUAAGAUUUCAAAGAAGUGAUAAUCUUCUAAUGCAGUGUUUUAAACUCGUGUGAUAUAUCUCACCUUAAGGUCUAAAACAAAGCGAGAACGUUUACAGGUAAAUAUGUCACACGAUGUAGAAGCGAAAAAAAACACGUUUUGAGAAAAUUUCUGUUGCAAAUAUUUGACUUUUCUAAUAAUUUCUUUCAUACGUUAUUUUUAUUUUUUAUGAGCAUCCAUUGCCUAUAAGGUACAAUUAAGAGAGAAUCCUCUCUUGGUUUAGCUUCAUUUUCGGUGAAACAUUUUUAAUUUUUGAUUUCUACUCAGUUUUAAACCGUUUUUGUAUCAGUUUUUUUACCUUCAUGCAUUUCUCAGAUACCACAACUUGAUGACCAGAAUAUCGUGUCUUAUAAUAUUGGAAUAUUCAAAUAAGCAAAGGGGCCUCUUCUGUCGCUUAAAUGAGAUAUUCCGAACGCACUCAUAGUAAAGUACUUCCGUUCAAGUUACGCGAAAGCACUUAUAACCAUAUUUAUAAUGAUGCAAAUCGUGCACGACACAUUAAAUAUACAACUUACACGGAAUAGUUUUAAAAGCUUAGAGCUGACGAAAAAUAGGAGACAGUCAUACUUUUGGUUUAUAUGACUUUUUCAGAACUGUAUACUGAGGAGAUUUUUCAAAUAUAUAUGUUAAUAAAUGAAGGCUGUGUCUGGGCAUUGUCGCUUUGAGACACCUUACCCACCCCACUCAUGUCCGUGAGAAUGUAACGGAAUUGAAGGGUAAAAGGAAAGAUGGACCCCCUCUGACCAGUGAUCAUAUAACGCCUUGGAAGGGGGGGAGGGGUGGUUGACACAACCAAAAUCCUUCGAUCCCCCGUCCUCUCAGGUGAUAAAUAAUGACCCGUCACUUAUGAAAACUGCAGAAAAACCUUAGCAAGCAAAUUUUGGGCGCAAUUAAAUUGUGUAGGACAUGAAUGUUAACCACACACGAAUUGCAUUAAAGAAAUACCAACCCUUGCGUGAAGUGAUCCAAAAGGCUGUCUUACGAGAAUCACCGUACAUUGAAUAUUACAUGAGAAAAGACAAUUAGGCCCUAAUUAAUCAAUUAUCCGAGUACUUAAGAACAUUUUAGUAAAUUAAACUGUAAUUAGUCAAUUGUUCGAGUGCUCGAGGAAAUGAAUUAGCUCCAAUAUUUAUUGUUUGUAGGACUAAGAGCUGAACCGAUUAAGCCCA